GACUCCCCCCCCCCCCUUCCGCCCUUUUUCAUACGGCCAAUCAAAACCUCUCGGGCCCAGGCUCCGCGGCGAAUCAUUCGGCUUCGCUGGGGCUUCACACAGAUGCUGUGUUACACUGUCUUGCCCUUUUUCCUUCUUCUUGCUUCUUUUUUCUUUUUUUAAAACCAAGCCAUAAUCUCUUUAGCACCGUCCCCCGGAUCUGGAGGUGGUGUGUGUGUGUGUGCGUCUCACGAAAAUUGAGAACGACGGACAUGGGCUCCCAUUAUGGAGUACAGGUGGUGAGAGGUGCAGGCAACACACAUGACUUACAGGGACAAGCAGCAUAUCGACUGAAGCAACCCACGCGGACAGCACUAGUAAGCUGCAGUGCCGGGAAUAUCCCUCAGGCGGCGGCUCUCGCAAUGAUCGAUUGACGGAAGAGUGUGUGUGAGAGGUGAGAGCAAAGAGUGAGAAAGAGAAGGCCUAGCUUCAUGUUGCCGUUUUGCUCUUGGCGUGUGACGGCCCGCGGGAUGUGGGCAGAUUUGACUUGAUCGCAGCACGAUUACAUCACAACGGGCCGUAAAGUUAGUAGAGCUGGACAUAAUUCGUUU
This is a messenger RNA of Trichoderma harzianum CBS 226.95, 590 nucleotides long. RefSeq lists its product as hypothetical. Lineage: Eukaryota; Fungi; Ascomycota; Sordariomycetes; Hypocreales; Hypocreaceae. The annotation marks the transcript as partial. The record is from RefSeq and is a predicted model, not a curated record. The transcript has a single exon.